This is a messenger RNA of Telopea speciosissima, 1669 nucleotides long. RefSeq names its product protein CbxX, chromosomal. Gene Ontology annotation, molecular function: ATP hydrolysis activity; ATP binding; protein binding. The coding region runs from base 69 to 1508 and encodes 479 amino acids. The record is from RefSeq and is a predicted model, not a curated record. The transcript is spliced from 7 exons. Lineage: Eukaryota; Viridiplantae; Streptophyta; Magnoliopsida; Proteales; Proteaceae.
ACCCUUGGAAUUCUCUCUCUUUCGGCUUUUCCCAUCUGUGUUGUCUGUUAUUUGUCGAGAAGAGAGAGAUGCCGGGGUCUCAUGAUCAACGUGCAAGAUCUGCGAAACCCACAACUAUCCAUGGCUGUGCGCAAUCAGGAGAUCUCGUCGGCCUUCAGAAGAAGCUUCAGGAGAACCUAUCUCUUCUCAACGAUCGAAAUGCUGUCAUGGCGCAGACACCACUUCAUGUUUCUGCUGGUUACAAUAAUGUUGAGAUAGUUAAGUUUCUUCUCAAUUGGCGAGGGCCAGAAAAGGUCGAGUUGGAGGCCAAAAAUAUGUAUGGAGAAACUCCAUUGCACAUGGCUGCAAAGAAUGGAUGCAGUGAAGCAGCAAAACUGCUUCUUAAUCAUGGUGCUUUUGUGGAGGCUAAAGCCAAUAAUGGAAUGACGCCCUUGCACCUUGCAGUAUGGUACUCACUCCGUGCUGAGGAUUGCCUUACUGUGAAGACACUGCUCGAGUACAAUGCUGAUUGCAGUGUUCAGGACAAUGAGGGCAUGACUCCUCUAAAUCAUCUAUCACAAGGCCCGGGAAGUGAGAAGUUGCGGGAAAUUCUCCAUUGGCAUGUUGAAGAGCAGAGGAAACGUAGAGCCAUUGAAGCAUGCAGUGAAACAAAAGCAAAGAUGGCUGAACUCGAAGAGGCAUUAACACAUCUUGUGGGGUUGCAUGAUCUCAAACUACAACUACGGAAGUGGGCCAAAGGAAUGCUAUUAGAUGAGAAGCGGAGAGCCCUUGGGCUCAAGGUUGCCACACGGAAGCCCCCUCAUAUGGCAUUCCUUGGAAAUCCUGGUACAGGUAAAACAAUGGUUGCUCGAAUCCUCGGGAGACUACUCCAUAUGGUAGGAUUUUUACCUACUGACAAAGUAACAGAAGUGCAGAGGACUGAUUUGGUUGGAGAAUUUGUCGGGCACACAGGGCCCAAGACUAGAAGAAAGAUCAAAGAAGCUGAGGGAGGAAUCCUCUUCGUGGAUGAAGCCUAUCGGCUGAUACCCUUGCAGAAGGCUGAUGAUAAGGACUAUGGGUUGGAGGCCUUGGAGGAGAUCAUGUCUGUCAUGGACAGUGGAAAAGUAGUUGUCAUAUUUGCUGGCUACAGUGAGCCAAUGAAGCGUGUAAUCUCCUCAAAUGAAGGCUUCUGCAGAAGGGUGACCAAAUUCUUCUUCUUUGUUGACUUCAGUUCUGAAGAACUAGCUCAGAUACUCCAUUUGAAGAUGAGGAAUCAAGAAGAAGACAGUUCACUGUAUGGGUUCAAGUUGCACCCAUCCUGUAGUGUAGAUACCAUUUCUGAUCUGAUAGAGAGAGGAACAACAGAGAAGCAGAGAAAGGAGAUGAAUGGAGGAUUAAUAGAUCCAUUGCUAGCCAACGCUAGAGAGAAUUUGGAUCUUAGGCUUGGUUUUGACUGUGCAGAUGUGGAUGAGCUACUAACAAUCACCUUAGAGGAUCUAGCAGCAGGCCUCCGGUCGCUAUCCCAGUGAGUGGGAUUCAAUAGGAUUUUUAGAAUCAUCUCACGGCAACUUGUUUCAAUCCCUAACAUUUAAGCGCGGUAAGCAUAUCUCCCAUCUCACCAAGCUCAAGUUGCCAUAGAGGAUACCGAUGCUGGCUUUAAGUGGGUUUGACAUCUUGGUGGGUGAUCCCA